UUUGUUGGGCACAUAUGGUACAGGGUCUUCGUGCUGUUGUUACACGAAGCAGUUUUGAGUCGUCUUCUGAUGUUCACUUGUUCCACUCAUCUAAAUCAAAUUGAAAUAAUUUCUUGCUAAAGUAACAUCGACGGAUGAAUGAUUUUGAACGAAUAAUUUUCUUUUUUGAAAAUUGUAAGUUAUUAUUUUGUUUUCAAAGCUCAUUAUUUUGGAGUUGGAUUUGACACAUGGUUUUAAAUUGCUGUAAAUGCCACAUUGUCUGUUAGGCCCAUUUCGACAUGAAGAAGAUAAAUUAUCACCUUGGAGAUGUUAAUUAGUUGUGGAAAGUUAGGGUGGUGUAGGUUGGUAUCAAGUUGAAAUUAGAAAUGUUUGGACGGCUGAGCCAGCUUGCACAGAAUGUGCAGAAUUCAUUCAAUGCUGACGAGAGUGGAAAUGGCGAAAGUAGUGGGUCACUUACGAAGAGCAACAGUGAGUUGGAGAAAACCGUUACACGUUUACAGGCAGAUCUGGAACAAGCAGAAGAGCGAAACAAAAGCAUUAAUUCAGCUUUUAAGAAGCUUCUCAAAGAAAAAGAGCAAGAAAUUAAAGCUCUGAAGGAAGGAUCAGCUGAGAGAGGAAGUCAGGAAGCAUCUGGCAAUGAUGAAGGAGGUGCUCAAAAACCAAAUGGGGACUUGUUGAAUCAGUUAAGAAGAAAAACAGAAGAAUACAAAAUGCUCUUGGAGCAAAAAGAUGAGACAAUUCAACAGUUGAUGGCUGAUGUCAAGGAAGCUGAGGAUCUCAGGGACAAAGUAGAGCAACAAGAAAGAAUAAACACAGAAAAACUCAUGUUUGAACUAGCAGAGAGAAUCAAGGCUCAUGAAUCUAUAUCAAGAAAAUUAGAAGAGACAAAACACGUCAUGUCUGAAAAGGACAAUGCUAUUCAUAAUAUGGCAGACCAGCUAGCAGCACAAGAUGAGCUCCUUAGAGCAAGAGAAGAUUCAAUCAAGAAACUAAAGAGAAUGGCAGCAGGAGGACAAGCAACUGAAGAAAUGAUAACUGCUCUGCAAAAAUCUCUUCAUGAAAAGGAUGAGAAAUUGAGUCAAAUGGCACAACUUGUUGAUAAACUGGAAGUUGAGAAGAAACUACUUGAUUCAAAAAUUGGAAACCGGGAUGGUUUGGAGACAAGCAAAGAUCAGACAAUCAAGACUCUGUGGGCAGAGAUAGAACAGAAAAAUGAAAUGAUUCAGAAAUUAUCUACAGAAAGCAAGGAGCUGCUGUCUGAAAAUAGCAAAAAGGAUCAAGAUUUGAAAGCCAAAUCAGAAUUAGUUAGUGAAAAGGAAAAUGUUAUUGAUGAAUUGUCAAUGAAAAUAAGGUCAAUUGAAAAUCAGCUAAAUAUAAAAACUAGUGACAUUGAAGUAUCAUCAGACCAUUUAAAAGAUCAACUAAGUGAACUGAAAGAGAUUUUGAAAAGCAAGACCCAGACAGUCAAUAUGUUUCAGAAGGAAAUAGAGGAGAAGGAUGCGGCUUAUUCUGAGCUAAGACAGAAGUUAAAUGCCCUGCAAAGUUCUUUUGAUGAGAAGGAAGAGAAGUUUCAAGAGCAAGUUAAGUUAUGUAAAAAUUUUGAGAAAGAUGUAAAGGAGUUGAAUGAUAGACAUGAAGUUGAGUUAAAUGAGAAAAGCAAGCUGAAAGACCAGUUAGACAAAGUUGGAAAAGAAUUGUCAGAGCAACUUGAUUUGGAGGCACAAAAAUCUGAAGAAUUUAUGAGGAAAGUGGAAAAAUUGGAAGAGGAGAACACGCAUGUGAAAGCUGAAAGAGAUGAUUUUGCUUCACAGCUUGGGAGUUGUCAAGAGCAGAGCCAGGGUAAUUCAACCGAACUUGCAAAGAAAAAGCAAGAAAUCGAGAAGCUGGAGAACGAAAUUAAAGAACUUAAAAGUGAAAAGUUAUCUAUUUCAAAUGAACUUGAAAAUGUUAAGAAUGAUUUAGAUGCCAAGGUCGAGGAGCUAAAAGCCAAAGGUGUGCUGAUAGAUUCAAAGGAUCUCGAGAUACAAAAUCAAAGAGAACGAUUUGAUGCUGAACUUAGCAUGUUGCAGACAGCUAGCGAGAAUGAAAAGGGCAACACAGCCGGCAUCUUGCAAGAAAUGGAGCAUAUCAGACGUGAACUUGAGGCAGCCAAUCAAGACAAAGCUCAGGCUGCAGAAGAGAAUCGCCGAAAGGAGGCUGAAUUGCAGCACGUAAAUGAACGUUUCCAAGAACUGAAUACACAGUUCAAAAAAAUUCAACAGGAAAUUCUGUUAUCGCAAAAGGAAAAUGAUAAUUUGAAUGAAGAAAUUAAGAAAAUUGAAGAGAGGAUUGAGAAAACUGAAAUGAUGAACGAAGGGCUUAAAGUGGAUGUUGGAAGAUUAAAGGGAGAUUUAGAUAAGGAACAAGAAGUAAAGAAGCUAUUAGAGGAUGAAGUUAAUUGUUUAAAGAAUGAAGUAGAUGAUAGGAGUAAAAUCCUAGAAGAAAAGACAAAAGAUAAUGAGUUGUUGAAAGAGGAAAAUACAAGACUAAAUGAACUGCCGAGACAACUGGAGGUGUUAACGAAACAGUUACAAGAAGUAGAAAUGCAAAAAGAGAAUUUGAUUAUGGAGAAGGGGAAGGAAAAAGAGAAUUCUGAGUCUCAGGUGUCCAGUUUGAAAUCAGAAUACAUCGAGCUAGGGGAUAAGGUAAAAGAAUGGAAGCAGCAAUGA
Messenger RNA from Rhopilema esculentum, 2708 nucleotides. Lineage: Eukaryota; Metazoa; Cnidaria; Scyphozoa; Rhizostomeae; Rhizostomatidae. The record is from RefSeq and is a predicted model, not a curated record.